This is a messenger RNA of Closterium sp. NIES-65, 846 nucleotides long. Lineage: Eukaryota; Viridiplantae; Streptophyta; Zygnematophyceae; Desmidiales; Closteriaceae. The record is from the annotation of a GenBank genome assembly.
AUGCUGCCGUACCAGUUCCCUGACCUUGCUGCCUUUCCCAUAGUCGCUGACCUUAUUACGCACCUUCGCACUAGUGACAUUCGCUACCGCGCUGCGCUUCCUGCUGAGUUCUGUGCCAAGAACCCACCCCCCACCAUGUACAUCACCCUCUACUACAUAGUCACCCGCCUCCCUGUCUCCCUUCGCUUAGUCAGGAAUCACUUCCUCUCAAUUUGCCCCACCACACUCACCGUUGACCUCUUUGAGAAGCGCCUCCUAGCAGCAGAGAAGAGCAUAGUCGCUGUAGGAGCCUCUCGUGGUAACCCUCGCACCCCCGUCUCUGAGAAAUGUCCCCCCUCCCCCCUCUUGCCCUCUGCUACUAAGGCCUGCCUCGUUGGUUUUGAGUCGGUCGGCAUUGCGUCUGCCCCUAGCGGGAGACGCCGCACUGGCAAGGGCAAGGGGGCAAGGGCGCUGGAGGGGCUGGCGGGGGCGGUGGAGGUGGUGGUGGAGGCAGUGGAGGGGGUAGGGGUGGUGGUGGGAGUGGUGGCGGAGCUGGAGGUGUUGGUGCUAGCAGUGGAGGCGGUGGAGGCGGUGGAGGUGGUGGAGGGAGCGGAGGCGGCGGAAGUGGUGGAGGCAGCGGAGGUGGCGGAGGCGGCGGCGGCAGUGGUGGACCUGGUCACGGCUCUGCGCAGAGGAGUGGCUCCGGCGGUGCACGGUGGGGGUACUGGUCCCUGCACCUACGUUAUUCGUACCGGCGACCGCGCUGGUGAGGAGUGCGGGGGCCCGCACUCCACCCAACGCUGCUUCACCCGCCUGACGGACGCGUGGCAUCACCAGUUCCCUGAGGCCUCUGAGAUCCCUCACUAG